AUGCCUCGUCCUGCGCCAAAACGAAGCCGUACGGCUGGAAAGCCCACCCAGAGAUCUAGGGAGACGAUCGAGUCUGCGCAUGAUGCUAAAUCUCCAGGCCCGGAGCGUGGCGCGGAUCCAAGGACUUUGCGCGAACAGACACCCUUGGCAAAGAGCUAUGAAAACGCAAUUGAUUCUUCGCCAGGGGACCGCCCGGGUACUGGAAGUCGGCCGGGAACUGGCAGUCGACCCCCCACGAGAUCUCGCGGUUACUCGUCUACGCUCUCUUUUGCUGGGCGCAAAGGCGACAACUCCCGAAUUCCUGGCACGCCUGGCUUUGAUAACUCGGUUCUGAGCAACUUCAGACGGCGCCCACGACAGCAGAGUAUUCUCCAUCAUCUCCAGGCGGACGAGAGCUCUUCUGAACUGGAUGAUGAUGACUUCCUGGGUGGAUUAAGUCCAAAUGAUGAAUCGACCCCCCUGAACCUCUCCCGGGGCAAAUCCCUUCUGGGACAACCAAGCGAGAAGUCACCUUCGCCAGGAUCACCACUCUCAUCCGGCGGGUCACGUAAACGUCGAUGCAUGACCCAGGAUAUUCAAGUGCCACAGUCGUCCGUGGAAAUGGUGGAAGACACGCCAACGGCGACACCGGUUCAGAUGGUCAAAGACACUCCAUCUGGGACGUCGCUGGAGUCUGGGGAGCCUUUGCAGCACGGAGAACCUGAGAUGGUGGUAGAGUCCCAGGAUCCUGGGACUGAUGUCGAAGAACCUCGGAGUGAGGAAGAAAGGGAAUCUGUGGUUGAAGAUCCAGAAGAAGAGGUCCAAGAUGAACAAGUUGAAUCUACGCCGCAAGCUCAACGAUUCCCAGAGAUAUUAAGUCAGACUAUGCUACCUCCGGCUAGUAGUCCAGCCUGCUCAACUCAACUCGAUCAAUCUACGCCACAGUCCGUUAAGAAACAACAAUCCAGAGGCCGGGCUUACUUAUCAACCGCAAAUUUACAAGACAAACUUCUGCCACGACGCCGCCGCCGACACCGCGCCGAGAAUGGUCUCAGCGACAGUGACGAUCAGCAUGAGGCCGCAUCUGGUGAUGAAGAUGAAUUGAACUAUCCCUCACAAUCUCGGAAGCCAGUCAGACGACGAGCAGGAACAGGCAAACCCAAGCCACUGGCCACUGCCCACAAUCCCAAGCAAAGGAAGACCGAAAAGAAACGCAAAGCAGAGAGGGAACCUGCGACCUAUUCACGUUCGCGGGCCACUGCCAACAAGGAGAACGAGAUUGCUCUAUCUUCCCCAUCCUCGUCUCCAUUGUCCUCCCCACCUGAUACCGACGUAUCUGAUUCUGAAAUUCAAACCAACCCCACCCGCUGCACGAGUGAUGAGUUGCGGGCAGCAUUGAAGAAGUUCGCGGAGGUGGAUCAAUGGAAGAUGGAGUUCGAAGAUAUAUCAGCAUCGGAGCUUUGA
Penicillium olsonii is the source of this 1443-nucleotide messenger RNA. NCBI's taxonomy places the organism in Eukaryota, Fungi, Ascomycota, Eurotiomycetes, Eurotiales, Aspergillaceae. The record is from the annotation of a GenBank genome assembly.